Molecule: messenger RNA, 1434 nt
Organism: Dichotomopilus funicola
Lineage: Eukaryota; Fungi; Ascomycota; Sordariomycetes; Sordariales; Chaetomiaceae
Product: glutathionylspermidine synthase
Exons: 2
Coding region: 1-1434 (477 amino acids)
Source: RefSeq, a predicted model, not a curated record
AUGCGCCGCGUCCCCUGCACCCCCCGUCCCAACGCAACCCGCCUCGUCCAAAGCCAAGGCCUCGUCUACACCACCGACCCCCCGCAACCCACCAACAAAGACGACAACAACGUAACCGACCCCUACUGGCCCGACAACCGCUACUACUCCUUCACCACCACCGAAAUCUCCCUCCUCUCCCAAGCCGCCACCGAAGUCUUCACCCUCUGCUGCGAAGCCGCCGACUACCUCCUGACCCACCCCCACCUCAUCACCACCCGCCUCGCCAUCCCGGCCUUCGCCCUGCAACAAAUCGCCUCGUCCUGGAACCGCGAGCCGGCAUGGGGCAGUGUGUACGGACGGUUUGAUGUCUGUUUUGGAGGGCUGGAUCAUCCCGAUGAGAGGUUGAGGACGCCGCGGUUUUAUGAGUUUAAUGCGGAUACGCCGACGAGUUUGGUGGAGGCGGCGAGUGUGCAGUGGUUGUGGUUGGAGCAGACGGGGUUGGGGAGGGAUCAGUGGAAUGAGGUCGCGGAAAAGUUGAUUGAGGGGUGGAGGAGGAAUUUGAGGGAGGGUGGGGAGGGCAAAAAGAAGAAAAUGACGGUGCAUUUCGCCAUAGCCCGGGACGAGCCGACGGGAGAAGACGCGAUGAACACGCUUCUGCUGCUGGACACGUGCCAGCAGGCCGGGUGGCCGACCAAGGCGAUUUUUAUGGACGAGAUUGCGCGGUCGGAGGAGGACGGGCGGUUCUACGACUUGGAUGGUGACCACAUCGACGUCAUCUUCAAGUUGUACCCGUGGGAGUUUAUGAUGGAGGAGGAGUUUGCGAGGGACUGUUUCCUCGAUAUGGCGCGUGAGGAUGGCACGGGGACUGUUUGGAUCGAGCCGCCGUACAAGAUGUUGUGGAGUAAUAAGGGGUUGUUUGCGAUUCUCUGGGAGCUGUUUAAGGAUGACCCGCGGGGGAAGUGGUUGUUGCCGACGUAUUUUGAGGACGACGAAACCAAGAAUAAGCUAGCAGGAGGACUAACAAGAUACGCCCGCAAACCCAUCUUCGCCCGCGAAGGCGCCGACGUCACCCUCCACGCCGACGGCAAAAUCCUCCAAGACUCCACCACCGGUCUCUACGGCAAAGAAGGCUACAUCAUCCAAGAACUCGCGCUCCUCCCCGAAUUCCUUGACCCCCGCACCAACACACCCCACUACCCCGUCCUUGGGCUCUGGAUGGUCGACGGCGAGGUCGCAGGCUUAGGCAUCCGCGAGGACAAGACGCCCAUCACGACGAAUGGGUCCAAUUUCAUUCCGCAUUCGAUCGAGGACGGGGAGGUGAAUUAUGAGCGGAAGGAGGUGCCGAGUAAGGAGGAGAUUGAGGCGGUGUUGACGGUGGAGCGGUGUGUGAAUGUGACGAAGCGGGAGGGGGAGGUGUUGAGUUAUAUUGGGAGGCUUACGAGGGGGGUGUAG